Molecule: messenger RNA, 561 nt
Organism: Aspergillus fischeri NRRL 181
Lineage: Eukaryota; Fungi; Ascomycota; Eurotiomycetes; Eurotiales; Aspergillaceae
Product: putative phosphoglycerate mutase family protein
Exons: 3
Coding region: 1-561 (186 amino acids)
Source: RefSeq, a predicted model, not a curated record
AUGUAUCAUGUUUGUUUCCUCGUCUUGCUACUCGCAUCCCUCCUGAUCACCUCAACAGCGGCAGACCGACCAACACUCUACAUCAUCCGACAUGGCGAGAAAUCCGGCGACCCCGAGGAUUCCGGCUUGAAUGCCGACGGCUUCAGACGGGCACAAUGCCUCCGGGACGUGUUCGGUGUCAACUCUACAUAUGACAUCGGCUAUAUCGUCGCCCCGAGGCCAAACAGAUAUGGUCAACACAGACGCUCAUUCGAGACCGUCCUCCCGCUCGCCAUCGACUUAGGUCUUGCAGUUGAUCUCUCAUGCAAACGGAAUCAAGUCAGGUGCGUAGCAAAGCUCGUGAGGAACUUCCAGGGACCGGGAAAUAUCCUGAUUUCCUGGCGGCAUGGGAAAAUGAAAGAGAUCAUGGAGGAACUAGGCUCUGAUCACGUCCCGGAAUAUCCAGAGGACCGCUUCGAUUUGAUCUGGACUGUUCCGUUUCCUUAUGACAAUAUCACGGAUGUCAGGAGCGAAGGAUGUCCUGGUCUCGAUACUUGUUCAUUACUCAAGGUCCAAGGCUGA